AUUUAACUUUAUUCCUUUUCCCAGGUUCUUUUUCUUGUAAAAAACAACAUAUUUCAAGCAGCCAAUUUGGCGCGUUUUCGGGGCUGCCGCUAUCACUGUGUGGCAUACGCAGCUUUCUUAGUCAUUUUCAUUUUCCCAUAGUCCUUUUACUGAAAAAAAAAAAAACAUUUUAUAAGGAGCCAACUUGGCGCGGUUCCGGGGCGGCCGCUAUCCCAGUGUCACGAAUGAUGUUAUUUCGACGUGCAUUGCGUCGCUUGAGGUAAUAAAUGACUCGCCAGACAAUGACAUUUGUUAUUGUGAUUGUAAUCGGAUUUUGUUGACAUCACACCAUAGGCUUACUUGAACCCAGCAGUCGAUCGUCCAAAUUCUCGAUCCAAAACCAUUCUAUUUUUCAAUGGGAACGGACUAUCCAAUACUACUCAGCUAUUGUCAUACGCAGAUUCUUCGCAUUUCACAACACGUUUUUCAAGGGUAUGUUCUUGGUAUAACUUUAAGUGCAUUCCGUGUUCCACUCCAUGUGAUUCCAUUCUUGGUUUUCCUUCACGCUGUUGUCUAGUGUGGUUGUGUGACGAAGCGUGCGGACUUCUAACCCUUGAUUGACACCCGCUAACGACGAUAUCUGGCGUACCCCACAACAGCUGUCUAGAUGUCUCGCGAGACUAAUGAAAUUUUUGAUUCGGUGUUUGGUCUUGAAGGAAACCCCUGCAUUCGAUUCUAACUUCUUAACCGGGCUCGACUCUGCCUGAGCUAUUUAACAUGUACUUAUGCGUAGGGAAGAACUCGAGCAAACGCAACGCAAGACGGACGCCCGACUACACAGAUAUAUUGCCCAUUUCCCCGACCAAAAUCAUCAAACCCAAAUUCAUGGACACAGGCGAACAAAAUGGUUUCAUUGCGGGCUACACGAAGCCCAAGGGAGGUAGGCUACAUAGGUUGCAUUCUUUGAAUUUGGAUGUGAACGCGAAUGAGCAUACGAACGAAGGGGAAUCGAAAUCAAGUACGCUUCCACGACGGCAUACAACCAAGUCACCGCCGCCUAAGCCACCUCGCGUCAUUCCCCCAAAGCCGCCCAGGCUAAUGGAGAAAAAGGUUUUCACCUGUGAGAAUCCGCAUUGUCAGAAGAAAGAGGAGCUCUUGGGGAUAGUGGAAUUGACGUUUAAGUCGUGCAAGGCUUGCUUUACUCAUUAUUGUUCGCCCGAAUGCCGUAUACUUCAUUGGCCAGAACACCGGCUUGACUGUCAGUACGGCAACAUCGAGUGUCAAAUGGUCGAGAUUCUAAACCUCUGUCAGACUUCGCCAAAGGUACAUUUUUUCUUGAGUGAAAUCACAAGAAAGAAUUACACAAGAAAGGGCCGUGGCGCUUUGAUGCUAAUCUUUUUGUCGCCUACAUCAGCUGAACUAUUUGUAAAAUCCGGUACAGAGUUUUUCAACGACCGCCGAAACACGCCGAGUUAUUCAUCUAUGCGGGAAAUCAAAAACGCCGGAGUGCAUUCGAAAUACCAGAAAGAGUUACUAGAGGCCGUGGGAAACUAUUCCCCGAUACAUGAAUUUGUGAUUAAUGUGGCGAUAGUCGUAGGGAGGACGAUACAAACGACCCCGGUCCCUAGGAAUAAAGUGGCGGCCGUCAUCCGACAUAUUAAAGUACCAUUACACCCCGAAUUUAAUUCACGGACAUUGAGUCCUCAGAACAGCCAGGAACACAUGUCCCCAGUAUCCCCGCGAAAACUCAGUGACAUAGAAGUAUUAGGGAACACCGUACGUCGAAAAUCACUAUAGGGCGACCCUGAACGCAUUAGAAUCAUAACAAAUACAGAUAUGACGCGCGCGUCAUCUAGUGGAAGACGUCAGUAUAUCCGCUAGGGUGUAUGAGUCGACUUAGGGAUGAAUAAUUAAGCGGUGUAUAUAGUAUUAAUCUCGCCAAGGAAAAGUGUUUGAAGUGGGUAUGAAGUCAUUGCGGUUGUAUAAUCGGAGUAUUCUAGAACCAUAAAAAUGCGACAUGGAUGCAUAUAUCAAAAGGGUUUUUGGAGGAAUUGUCUGGCGCCAGCGAUUUCAAUUCAUUAAGUCUUUUUAGUCGCUUUUCGUAUUAACGCGUUGUCUGUUAGCGAUUUGAAAAGGUUUUUGUAUGAUAAAUUAAACUCAAAAGCAUUGUGUGACCGCUGAUGACUCGUACACAAAAAUGCGGGUGUGAGAUUGUAAAUUAUUAAAUACUGAGAAAAUCUGCAUAAAAUGCAUCACGAUAGAUUAAUUUUCGCCGAAAGUCCUUUUGCAUUGGUCAGGCGGCGAAAUGUUUAUGUUCGCAAGUGAGUGUUUUUCCUGAAUAUCCGCGUUGAAAACGGAAACAAGUACAGAUUAUGGUAAUCUUGGUAAACACAGAUUAUCGAAAAAGCUACAAAUUCCAGCCUGAUAUCCUUAUAAAUAUCACAUCAAAUACUCAUAUAUACGCGCCCACGAUAUCGAAAGCAAAGCUUAUAUAUUUAAGUAUUAAAAAUACAAAGCAUA
Molecule: messenger RNA, 2499 nt
Organism: Nematostella vectensis (starlet sea anemone)
Lineage: Eukaryota; Metazoa; Cnidaria; Anthozoa; Actiniaria; Edwardsiidae
Product: apical junction component 1 homolog
Exons: 1
Coding region: 757-1776 (339 amino acids)
Biological process (GO): cell-cell junction organization
Cellular component (GO): apical junction complex; plasma membrane
Source: RefSeq, a predicted model, not a curated record